AUGGUUAAUUCAGUAGAGCCUAGUCCUCUCCCCAAAAUCUCCCGACAUAUUACCGACCAUGACCGUGAAGGCAAAGCCAUAAUUUCCUCUUCCCUCUCCCCAGAAUCUACCUGGACCGCCACGAAAGGUGCUAAUUUCUUUCUGGGGUACUGCACAUCAGAAUUUCCGGUAGAAAUGAGCUCCAGCAAAGACAUAUCCAGCUACACGAAUUACCUAUCUUCUCCACCAGGCCUAGUUGUUCCAGGGGGUACCGUCCUCAGAGUUGUGGAUAUGGAACCUGGGCUUUUAUCACCUAUGCAUAGAACUACGAGCCUGGACUAUGGGGUGGUUAUUGAGGGGAAGUAG
Botrytis fragariae is the source of this 345-nucleotide messenger RNA. RefSeq names its product putative cupin domain-containing protein. The transcript has a single exon. Bases 1 to 345 code for a protein of 114 amino acids. The record is from RefSeq and is a predicted model, not a curated record. Lineage: Eukaryota; Fungi; Ascomycota; Leotiomycetes; Helotiales; Sclerotiniaceae.